Messenger RNA from Dama dama (fallow deer), 939 nucleotides. RefSeq names its product putative olfactory receptor 10D4. Gene Ontology annotation, biological process: G protein-coupled receptor signaling pathway. The transcript has a single exon. NCBI's taxonomy places the organism in Eukaryota, Metazoa, Chordata, Mammalia, Artiodactyla, Cervidae. Gene Ontology annotation, molecular function: olfactory receptor activity; G protein-coupled receptor activity. Gene Ontology annotation, cellular component: membrane. The coding region runs from base 1 to 939 and encodes 312 amino acids. The record is from RefSeq and is a predicted model, not a curated record.
AUGAAGAUGAGGAAUCACACGCCAGUAACCGAGUUCCUCCUCAUGGGAAUCCCUCACACACGGGGGCUGGAACACGCGCUCUUUGUCUUCUUCCUCACCUUCUACCUGCUCACUCUUGUGGGGAACCUGCUCAUUCUCCUGGCCAUCCUCACUUCCUCCAACCUCCACACCCCCAUGUACUUCUUCCUGGGCAACCUGUCAGUGUUUGACAUCUUUUUCCCUUCCGUGAGUUCCCCCAAAAUGAUGCUCUACCUACUGGGGCAAAGCCGGACCAUCUCUUACCAGGGCUGCGCCUGCCAGCUCUUCUUUUAUCACUUCCUGGGCUGCACGGAGUGUUUCCUGUACACCGUGAUGGCCUGUGACCGCUUCGCCGCCAUCUGUCACCCCUUGCGGUACACGGUCAUCAUGAGCCCCGGGGUGUGCGCCAUCUUGACUCUGAGCACCUGGGUGGGGAGCAGUGUGCAUGCGUCUGUCCUCACAUUUCUUGUGUUUACGUUACCCUACUGUGGCCCCACGGAGGUGGGCAAUUUCUUCUGUGACAUCCCGGUGGUGCUGCCCCUGGCCUGUGCAGACACCUCUCUAGCUCACAGGGUGAGUGUCACCAACGUAGGUGUUGUGGCACUCCUGUGUUUCCUUCUUGUCCUCACUUCUUACAUUCGCAUCUUUAUCUCUAUAUUGAGAAUCAGCUCCUCAGAAGGCAGGCACAGAGCCUUCUCCACCUGCAGUGCCCACCUGACUUCCGUCCUGCUCUUCUAUGGACCCGUGAUCCUUAUUUAUCUCCGGCCUGCCUCCAGCCCUUGGCUGGAUUCUGUGGUUCCGUUGUUCAAUAAUAUUGUUAACCCUUCCCUGAAUCCUUUGAUAUACAGCUUGAGAAACAAGGAUGUGAAGUUGGCUCUGAGAAAAGCACUAAUCCAAGGAGUACAUCCUUGUGUAACAUAA